Lindgomyces ingoldianus is the source of this 3592-nucleotide messenger RNA. RefSeq names its product DNA replication factor C, large subunit. Gene Ontology annotation, biological process: DNA repair; DNA replication. Gene Ontology annotation, cellular component: nucleus; DNA replication factor C complex. The transcript is spliced from 4 exons. The record is from RefSeq and is a predicted model, not a curated record. NCBI's taxonomy places the organism in Eukaryota, Fungi, Ascomycota, Dothideomycetes, Pleosporales, Lindgomycetaceae. The coding region runs from base 129 to 3446 and encodes 1105 amino acids. Gene Ontology annotation, molecular function: ATP hydrolysis activity; DNA binding; ATP binding.
GCGUUGUGAGCGACUUCCCUUGUCCCCCGAGUCUGCCCCUCGCUGCCUGUCGACAACAACCACGACUUUUCAUUGACGCAUUACAGACGGGCUGUUAUUUGGUACGAGAGAAAGGUUGUUGCGUCAGCAUGCCGGCGGAUAUUCGGAGCUUUUUUGGUGGCGGGAGGGCUUCUCAGGGUAGCCAAAGUACGCCCGCAAAGAAAGAAGAGGCCAAGAAGCCCACAAGAAGACCUCAGAAAUCGCGCGUUAUCGAGGACUCGGAAGAUGAGGAGAUUGAGGAAGUAAAACCGAAGACCUCGCCGAAGAAACCCCCGCCGAAGAAGGCGAAACGCGAACCUUCCCUCGAAGGCGAAGAGACUACCACAUUAGCCUUUUUCGGUAGCAAGAACAAACCCAAGCGAUCCGAGCCUGUGAAGGUGAAGAAGGCUGUCGCAGCAACCCCGAAGGCUACACCAAAAGCAACUCCAGUGAAGGCAAAUGGGAGAGCUUCAAAAACGGUUACGCCGGUGGCUAAUGGCAAGACUUCUGGACGAGCAAAGAAACCUGUCUCUUACGUGGAGAACGAUGAUGAUUUUCUAGAUGAUUUUCCAGAUGAUGACCUUGAUGGAGCUGACGAUAUAUUUGGUGCAGAUUUUAAGGCAAACAGCAGGAAUGUCAAGGACGACUAUGUCCAUAUCGAAAGCGAUGACGACGAUGAUAUACCAAUUACUUUGCCACAUCGCGGGACUCCUAAGAAGCCAGCCAAACAGAAAAAGAAACUACCAGUCGAUGAUGACAUUGACUCGGUGGAAGAUGUAGACAUGAAAGACGCCCAUCCUGAAGAUGACUUCGUUGUCCCGGAUGGGGGAAAGCGGACUCCAAAGAGCAAGCCCAGCAAGAGAACACCCGCAGCCCGGAAACGCAAGUCGCCCGAGCUUGACGAGGACGAGGAUGAAGAGGAGGAUAGCGUACCAAAGAGAGGCCGUCCAAAGAAAUCCGAUACUAAGAAGUCACCAGUCAAGAAGAAGGCUAAGAGAGAAGAUGCGUCAGAAGACGCUAUUGUCCAAGCAAUCUACGAUAGCAUCCCUCUCGUACGCCCACCAACACCUCCACCGAAGACAGAAGGAGGCAAGUUCGAUUGGAGAGCCAAUGCUGGGCGUGGGGACGCAGGACUCACUGAGGGGUCGUCCGGGGACAUGCCUUCUGGUAGCGAAACCUGUCUUGCCGGUCUGAACUUUGUCUUUACUGGUGUAUUGCACCGGUGGGGUCGAACGGAAGCUCAGGAAUUGGUCAAACGUCAUGGCGGCAAAGUCACCGGUGCACCAAGCAGCAAGACGGACUUUGUGAUCCUAGGGACAGAUGCUGGCCCUAGCAAGCUCGAGAAGAUUCGAAAGAUGAACAUCAAGACCAUUGACGAAGAUGGGUUGUCCCAGCUCAUCGAGAAGCUUUCUGCCCGUGGUCAUGUCGGAGACUCCAAAGCGCAAGCAGCAUAUAAGGAGAAGCAGCGAAAAGAAGAAGAGAAGAUCAAAGAGCAGGCUGCGGAAAUGGAUAAAGAGGAUAAGCGUCGUGAAGAGGAGAAACGUAGUUUGGCUGGGGCAGGGACCGCCAGAGGUAGCAAAACUACCUCUGCUACGACUUCUGCUAUCCACAAAGAUGCAGUUCCUUCUGUUGAUUCACGUUUAUGGACGACCAAAUAUGCUCCAACGGCGCUCAGCCAGAUCUGCGGAAACAAAGCUACGGUCGAGAAAUUGCAGCGAUGGUUGGCCCGAUUUCCGAAGAGCCACAAGACCGGCUUCAAGCUUGCUGGUCCUGACGGUAGUGGUGUGUUCCGAGCGGUUAUGCUUCAUGGACCUCCAGGGAUUGGGAAGACUACCGCAGCGCAUCUCGUUGCUAAGCUGGAAGGCUACGAUAUCGUCGAGAGUAAUGCUAGUGAUACUCGCAGCAAAAAGCUUGUGGAGGAAGGGUUGAGAGGUGUCCUCAGCACUACAUCCUUGCAUGGCUACUUUGCUGGCAACGGAAAGAAGGUUGAAACAUCGAAAAAGAAGCUGGUACUCAUCAUGGACGAAGUCGAUGGCAUGUCUGCAGGCGACCGAGGUGGUGUUGGAGCACUUGCUGCGGUCUGCAAGAAGUCAGAGAUUCCGAUGAUCCUUAUCUGCAACGACAGGCGACUGCCAAAGAUGAAGCCAUUUGACUAUGUUACAUUCGAUCUACCAUUCCGACGACCGACUGUAGAUCAAAUUCGCUCCCGCAUUAUGACUAUUGCCUAUAGAGAAGGAUUGAAGAUGCCAGCUCCUGUCAUCAAUGCUUUGAUUGAAGGUAGUCAUGCAGAUAUCCGUCAAGUGGUCAAUAUGGUCUCGACUGCCAAGCUUGACCAAAAAGCCAUGGAUUUCGACCAGGGCAAGGAGAUGUCUAAAGCAUGGCAAAAGCACGUCAUUCUCAAGCCUUGGGACAUCACUCAAAAGAUUCUCGGUGGUGGGAUGUUUGCUGCGAGCAGCAAGGCUACCCUGAACGACAAAAUUGAACUCUAUUUCAACGACCACGAAUUCAGCCCCCUCAUGCUUCAAGAGAAUUAUCUCGGUACCAGCCCGAUGCGUGCCCUGAGUUACCACGGCAAGGAGAAGAACCUGAAGUUACUGGAGCUCGUCUCUGAUGCUGCCGAUAGUAUUAGUGAUGGCGAUAUGGUUGAUCGAAUGAUCCAUGGCUCUCAACAACAUUGGAGUUUAAUGCCAACACAUGCGGUCUUCAGUUUUGUCCGACCAGCAAGUUUCGUCGCAGGCAGCACAGCUGGGCAUCAGACACGAUUCACAUCCUGGCUUGGCAAGAACAGCAACCAGCAAAAACUAACUCGUAUGGUCAAGGAAAUCCAAGCCCACAUGCGUCUGCGCUCUUCAGGCGACCGGCACGAGGUUCGACAACAAUAUGUUCCUGUCCUUUGGACGCAGUUGAUCAAGAAGCUACAGUGGGAGGGCAGGGAGUCGGUACCCCAAAUCAUCGAUCUUAUGGAUAGCUACUUCUUGACCAAGGAUGACUUUGAUGCGAUUAUGGAGCUGGGUGUUGGGCCUAUGGAACAAGAAAAGGUGAAAAUCGAGUCACAGGCCAAAUCCACUUUUACUAGACUCUACAAUCAACAGUCUCAUCCUCUUCCCUUUAUGAAAGCGAGCAAUAUCGUCGCGCCCAAAAAAGCCACGAAAGAGAAACCCGACCUCGAAGAAGCCCUCGACGAAUCGGAUGAAGGGGAACUUGCUGAAGAGGCAAAGGAUGAUGAAGAGACCGAUCUCUCCAAGGACAAAUACGUCAAGCAGCCGAAGAAAAAGGCUGCAGGCAAGAAAGCACAGGCACAGAAACCUUCCAGAGGAAAGAAGCGAGCUGCUACUGAUGAAGACGUUGAUGAGGAUGAAAGUGAAGAGGUAAAACCCAAGGGGCGUGGCAGAGGAAAGGCUGCUGCAAAGGGUCGCAAGAAGGCUUGAGGUGGAGUAGGCAAGAUUGCGAGACGCGUUUAUAUGGCAUGUUUGGAAGAAACAAAAAGCAUGGCGGACUUCUACGCAUUUUUCGUUCAGAGGAGUUUAUAUGAAGGUCUAUGAGCAAUUGGGGGCAAUUAAUCAUAGUGGUGUGG